This is a messenger RNA of Gadus chalcogrammus (walleye pollock), 3495 nucleotides long. It is a transcript of the gene yod1, whose product is annotated as YOD1 deubiquitinase. Lineage: Eukaryota; Metazoa; Chordata; Actinopteri; Gadiformes; Gadidae. Gene Ontology annotation, cellular component: nucleus; cytosol. The record is from RefSeq and is a predicted model, not a curated record. Gene Ontology annotation, biological process: endoplasmic reticulum unfolded protein response; protein deubiquitination. Gene Ontology annotation, molecular function: protein binding; cysteine-type deubiquitinase activity.
CAGACGUCGACACGAUGUGUGACGUUGCCGUGACGUUUCGCAAGGCUGUCACUGGACGAGUAUUGUUUGAGGGCUGCAGCUAACGACAGGCAGGAUGUUGCGUCUUCGGUGCAAGACUAAAAACGGGAGCCACCUCAUGCAGGGGCUGAGCCAGCACUCGUGCGUGCAGGAGCUGAAGAGCAAGGUGGAGGAGCUGACGGGCAUCCCCUGUGACGUGCAGAAGAUCCUGGUGGGGUACCCCCCCUCCAGCUUGGACCUGCGGAACGGCCACGCGCACCUCAAGGACUACCCCAUCAAAUCAGGAGACACACUGAUCGUAGAGGAGGAGAAGAACAAGAUGAAGACUCAGGCCAGCUCCCUGCCCCCCCAGGCCAGCUCCCCGUCCCCCCAGGCCAGCUCUCCGGCCCCCAAGACCAGCUCCCCGCCCCCCAAGGCCGGCUCUCCGGCCCCCAAGGCCAGCUCCCCGCCCCCCAAGGCCAGCUCCCCGGCCCCCAAGGUGCCGCGGCUGGAGCCCAGCCCCGAGCCCCGCCCGGUGCUGGCCCGCCGCGUGGUCCCGGCCGACAACUCGUGCCUGUUCACCAGCGUGUCGUACGCGGUGGAGGGCGGCGUCUAUGACCCGUCCUGCUCCGCCGAGCUGCGCCGUCUGAUCGGCCGCACGGUGGCGGGCGACCCGGCGGCGUACUCAGAGGCCGUGCUGGGCAAGACCAACGAAGAGUACUGCGCCUGGAUCGGGCGAGACGACACCUGGGGCGGGGCCAUCGAGGUGUCGAUCCUGUCCCGCUUCUACCAGUGUGAGAUCUGCGUGGUGGACACGCAGACGCUGCGCGUGGACCGCUUCGGCGAGGACGCCGGCUACCGCAAGCGCGUGCUGCUGAUCUACGACGGCAUCCACUACGACCCGCUGCAGAAGGAGACGCCCGGCUCGGACGCCCCUCCGCAGACGGUGUUCGCCGCAACGGACGACGUCAUCCUGGCGCAGGCGCUGGAGCUGGCGGACGAGGCGCGGCGCCGGCGGCAGUUCACGGACGUAAACGGCUUUGCACUGCGCUGUUUGGUGUGCCAGACGGGCCUGGUGGGACAGAAGGAGGCCCGGGACCAUGCCAAGGAGACCGGCCACACCAACUUUGGGGAGGUGUGAGAGCUACUCGCUCCCCCAUUCCCCCCUGCCCUCACCCCCCUCCUUAACAACGUCAAAAUCACACACCCGCUCCCCAAUCUGGCAAAGCCGUGGUACUGGCUAUUUGUCUAUCGGUCUGCUCGGGCCAUCCUCUACCUCACAUAGUUCAGCGGAGUCCACGAGGAACCAGUAGACACUGUGGGUUCUGUCAACACGGUCAGUAUUCAAGCUACGGUUGGUUCUCAAAGCCUGCUGCGGUGGAACAUCCCAGCAAAGCUUUCAUUGGGUUCUGCUGUCUCAAGAACCCAGCAUGUCAAGCAUUGAGCCGGGUGUGAAUUAGGGAUAGGCCAAAGUGAGUCCACAACCGCAGGAGUCAGUGACGCGUGGAUAUGAGUCCUGAGCUGGAGCGGGCUGUCAUUGGUUAACAUGCAGUCCUCGUCCGGCCCCGGUAUGCCGGAUCAGGCUCACGGACUUCAUGGUGCUCUGCUGUCUGUCUACUGGUGACCUGAGAGGCUGAACGCACCAGAAAGAAUGCUACUCAUGUAGCUCACUAGCUAGCACAUAUUUAUUUAGUCUGUAUCGGAUGUCAGGGUGCCUACCCACACUACUUUUGUGAUAGUUUAUCUACAUUUAGAAGAGGAACAGAAUUCAAGCUACAAAGAGAGGAUCGUGUUUAGGUGGGGAUUAAACUUCUCAGUUCUCAAGUGUUUUUAAAGUGUUACGUUAAGCUAGUCAAGUUACUACUCUGAGAUGACGACAUGGUUUAUGUUCAGGUAUAUUUUCAAGGUGAAUGAAAUUUUUUAAAAUGCCAAUGUUUACAUGUGUGCUAAUAUUUGUGUGAGGAGCAAGAUUUAGCUUUUUUAGUUUUGAGUCCAACGUGGGACUUUUAACUGAUGUGUAAGGAACAACUGGUGUUUUCUUAUUUUAUUGUGAUGAUUUUGUUUCUUAAGCCCCUGUUCUGAUGCACACAUUUUUACCGACUACCAAAUAAUGGUCAGAGGAACAGAGUGUAGGAAUGCUGAUAUUUUAUAAAUAUAAUAUUCACUCAGUCUUAGACGAUGCCAACUGUUCCUACGCACAAAAUGCUUUGUUCAUGAGCACACAUGAACUGUUUGUAUAACAAUAUACUUUUUUUUUCCAUAAAUGAUUCUCUCUCUCUCUCUCUCUCUCUCUCUCUCUCUCUCUCUCUCUCUCUCUCUCUCUCUCUCUCUCUCUCUCUCUCUCUCUCUCUCUCUCUCUCUCUCUCUUUCUUUUGUGUGUGUGUGUGUGUGUGUUGGUAAAACAGUUGCAGGUACUGUAGAUGGAGCAACAAGUCUGAUCUCAUCUCAAUGUUGGACCUAUUGAUCAAAGGGAGCCAAGAGCAGAUCAAUCGUUUGAGGUAGUUGAUGUCAGGCUGCUGUUCAGUUCCAAGGACAAGGCCUUACUAUGCCUUCUUAUUGAUCGAUCCAUUGAUGAUUUCAGUGGGAUCGGUGUAGGAAGGCACCCAUCACCUUUGUUUUAACCCUUUCAGAUCCAUUUGACCAUCAUUACAUAGACGAGUAGCAAUGUGUUCAGCUUAUCCCCACUACUCCCACUACUGCCCCCUAGUGUCAGAUUGUCCCCACUACUGGCCCCUAGUGUCAGAUUGUCCCCACUACUGGCACUAGUGUCAGAUUGUCCCCACUACUGGCCCCUAGUGUCAGAUUGUCCCCACUACUGGCCCCUAGUGUCAGAUUGUCCCCACUACUGGCCCCUAGUGUCAGAUUGUCCCCACUACUGGCCCCUUAGUGUCAGAUUGUCCCCACUACUGGCCCCUAGUGUCAGAUUGUCCCCACUACUGGCACUAGUGUCAGAUUGUCCCCUGGCACUAGGGUCAGAUUGUCGGCAUGGGAUUUGGUUUUAAGAUGUUGAUUUAUUUGGUUGAUUUAAAUGAUUUAUUUUGUGGCCAUUUAAUCAUACUUUGAUAAAGAUGUAUGCAUUAAUUCACCAGAAGAUGUCUCGUGUUAUGAAUUUAUAGCUCUUCAAAUUGCCUGUUUCAUUUUAUUGGGAUGGUUUAAAAUCCAUGGAGGUAUGGGAUGAUGUAAGUUUUGACAUUAUACAUUUUCCCCUUACGUUUCCAAGGAGUUGUUGACCCUUCCCCCCCCCUUGGUCUGAAUAAAACAAUAAAAGCCCAUAAGACAGAAUUUGUUGUUGGUCUCUACAAAUUGAUAAUCACAGAGUAUGUUCAGCUCACAGUCCUAACCCUUAUUUUGUUGAUUUGGGAAAAGGUUGAAUAUAACAAUCACGGUCAAUACAACAGGUCCGUUACUUGUAGGCUAUCCAGUCGGUUGCAAUCUGCAACCUCAGCGCUAGAUGCCAGUCUAUUAAAUUAUACACACUACACCUUUAAUAGGAUUGAA